This is a messenger RNA of Orycteropus afer afer, 954 nucleotides long. Its product is annotated as aldo-keto reductase family 1 member B1-like. Lineage: Eukaryota; Metazoa; Chordata; Mammalia; Tubulidentata; Orycteropodidae. Gene Ontology annotation, cellular component: cytosol. Bases 1 to 954 code for a protein of 317 amino acids. The record is from RefSeq and is a predicted model, not a curated record. The transcript is spliced from 10 exons. Gene Ontology annotation, molecular function: aldose reductase (NADPH) activity.
AUGGCUAGUCUCCUCGUGCUCAACACUGGCGCCAAGAUGCCCAUCAUAGGGCUGGGCACCUGGAAGUCCCCGCCAGGCAAGGUGGCAGAGGCUGUGAAGGUGGCCAUUGACACUGGGUACCGGCAUAUCGACUGCGCCCACGUGUACCAGAACGAGAGUGAGGUGGGAGAAGCCCUCCAGGAGAAGCUCAAGGCGGAGGUGGUGAAGCGGGAGGACCUCUUCAUCGUCAGCAAGCUCUGGUGCACCUACCACGACAAGAGCAUGGUGAGGGACGCCUGUAAGAAGACUCUCAGUGACCUGAAGCUGGACUAUCUGGACCUCUACCUGAUCCACUGGCCGACCGGCUUUAAGGCGGGGAAGGACUUCUUCCCGCUGGAUGAGACAGGCAACGUGAUUCCCAGUGACACCGAUUUUUUGGACACGUGGACGGCCAUGGAGAAGCUGGUGGACGAGGGGCUGGUGAAGGCAAUUGGUGUCUCCAACUUCAACCACCUCCAAAUCGAGAGGAUCUUAAACAAGCCUGGCUUAAAAUACAAGCCAGCUGUUAACCAGAUCGAGAGCCAUCCAUACUUCACCCAGGAGAAGCUAGUCCAGUACUGCCAGUCCAAGGGCAUCGUAGUGACCGCCUACAGCCCCCUGGGCUCCCCUGACCGGCCUUGGGCCAAGCCAGAGGACCCCUCCCUGCUGGAGGACCCCAGGAUCAAAGCAAUUGCAGCCAAGCAUGAUAAGACCGUAGCCCAGGUUCUGAUCCGGUUCCCCAUACAGAGGAACUUAGUUGUGAUCCCCAAGUCGGUGACCCCCGAGCGCAUCGUUGAGAACUUCCAGGUCUUUGACUUUGACCUGAGCAGCUUGGAUGUGAGCACCUUACUCAGCUACAACAGGAACUGGAGAGUCUGUUCCUUAGUAAGACCCUUCAGGGUGCACGGGAACUGGGAUGUGGCCCUGGCCUCGUAG